Planococcus citri (citrus mealybug) is the source of this 4962-nucleotide messenger RNA. RefSeq lists its product as uncharacterized. The record is from RefSeq and is a predicted model, not a curated record. The transcript is spliced from 2 exons. The coding region runs from base 357 to 1175 and encodes 272 amino acids. Gene Ontology annotation, biological process: regulation of lipid biosynthetic process. Gene Ontology annotation, cellular component: cytosol. Lineage: Eukaryota; Metazoa; Arthropoda; Insecta; Hemiptera; Pseudococcidae.
CGUGGCCCGAGGUCAGGCUAGUUCGGCUGUGGCUGUUGGCCGUUGGUUGUCUUUCUAUCACCGGAUCGCUGCCGCCGUCGGCAAACGUCAAGUAUCGCGUCCGUUCGAAUUGCACCCAUCAACGAUUGUCGUUCGAGUCCGAGUCGAUUUGCCGAAUCGUGCAUACUUUCGUCCAUCAGCUAUCAGCUAUCGAUCGUCGUGCUCAUUGCGGUCAUUUUUCGACAAAAUUUGAUAGUUUUUGAUUCGGGUUUUUUUUUUUUUUUCAACGGUCAUCUACGUACUUUUUAUUGUGCAUCGCGCAAUCGAAACGUCCAAGUCUGCGUAUACGCGUAAUGUAACUAAAUACAAAUACAAUUAUGUAUGUCGAUGGCAUGGACAGAAUGUUGUACGAUUAUUUGACAACAAAUAGGAGUAGUCUGAAUAAAAACCUAUUUAGUCAGAAAGAGACCGGCUAUUCGAGUCACAGCAUCAUUCAAUGCAUGGAGAAUUUCGUCGAAGCGGUGCACGAAAUGGACGAUACCAUAUUGGUACCCAGUCGGCUGAUGGAUUUGAAGGUAGAGAACGUGGCGACGACCAAGACGAGCUCGCAAUCGCACGCCAACUGCAACGGCUACGCCAACGACCACCACCACAACAGCGGCAGCGACUACAAGUCGUCUUCGCUGGUCGCCAUUCUGACCAAUUUACCCGAUCUGUUUACUUUGUACACGAUGGUGCGUAAUCUGAAGAAUCAGCUGCAAUGGGGCAUGAAAGAUCAGCCACGUGCCGGCGCCGGCGACUCAGCCGAUGAGGAUUGUAUCAGCCAGCACAGCGGCAAUGGCAUCGGCGGCUGCUACGUCACAGUCAACCCCAUAAUUACGUCUAGCGUUUUCUUGAAUGCGCCGCUCUUAACCUCGGUCAAAGGUCACAUACGCAGGCCAUCCACCGCAUCAGUAUCCUCAACCAAUUCGUCGGCCGCGUCCGUAAUCAGCGAUCCGGAUUCCGAGGCUAGUAUGGAGAACGAUAGCGGAAUCGAUGCCGAAUUGGACGCCUGCACCAAGAUGUCCACUUUAGAAAUAAUCGAACACAAUUUUCAAAGGCAUCUACGCGGUUUAGGAGAUACGCUCAAUCAGCUCACCGAAGCGGCUCGUUACGUUACCAAAAGAUACCAGAAAGAUGUGUUGGGCGCCGAAUGACCGAGUCACACCGGACAUCGCUCGUCGCGCCGCCGUCAUUAAAAGCUUCGCGCAUGCGCUUUUCCCAUAAUCUGCAACUUCUGUAAUGUUGUUUUCAAUUUUCUUUCUUUCUUUCUUUAUUUCUUUCUCUUUUUUUUUUUUUCUUUUAAAAUAUUAUAGGUGUUAGCGAAUUCUUUCAAUUCCUAUUAAAUGUACGUAAGUUAUUUAUUUUUACCGCAGCUUUAAUGUUUUAAAUUCUGCCCUUUUUCUUCUUUUCCUUAUAUUCGUUCAUUUUCCUUUCCUCGAUUUUUCCCCCAUUUUCCUAUUUUUUCCCCUCUGUCUCUCACUCCUCUUUCCUUUCAUCCAUUCAUUUCUUUCUUUCUUUCUUUCUUUCUUUUUGUCCGUAUCGGUACUUUUUUAUGAUUACCUCUCAUUUCUUUUGAAUACAUUUAAAAAGCUGAUUAGCACGUAUUCGAAAUCGAAAGCAUCGAGGUACGUCUCGCAGCUUCUAAUCAAAGUGUCCAGCAAUAGCAGGCAUCCCAAUGAUAUUUUUCAAAAAAAAAAAAAAAUCAACUUUGGUAACCCUUUCUCACCAAAAAUUUCUAGUACAUACUGCAAAUAUGUUCAUCAAUAUUCGUGCACGAAAAUUUAAAGUAAAAAAUCAACAGGGGAGGGGGUACAGACUUUUAUGACAUUUUAAAUUAUUCGACAUUUUUGUUUCCAACUCUCCCCUUGAAAAAAUUUGUUCGAACCACAUUUGGAAAAAUAUUGAAAAGGGGAGGAUCUGGGGUAAAAAGUGGAGAAAAUCUGGCAGAAAAAAUCCGGAAAAUAUCAGUCUGCCCCUGCCCCCCCCCCCUCGACACAUCACUUCGUCACGCCUCUGAUUGAAUCAUUCUAUGUAUUCAUUUAGGAAUACAAUAUUAUUUCAAGAAGACCUGAAAAUGUUCUAAAAUAUUUCAUUUGGUACAUAAUUCAAUAAAAAUAUAACCUACUAUUUUUUUUUUUUUUUUUUUUUAAACAAGUGAUUAUUUGAAAUUUUUGCAUUUUUUUUCCAAUUUACAGUAAAAAAUCAAAAAAAAAAAUGAACCUUCUGGUAAAAAGAGUAACAAAAAGUGAUUUCUUCUGAAAAUAUCAACAAAAUAUAACCAAGGGUGAAAAAAGUAACCAAAUUGGGACAUGUCUGAAAUACCAAGACUGAAUUAUUAUAAUAAUUAUAACGGUUUUAGUCAGUGCAGUGUAGCCUAUAUACGAAUUUUUUUAUGUAUACGCGUUUCCUUUUUUUUUUGUUUUUCUCCCUUUCUUUUCGAAUCAAGUCAUCGAAGAUCUCGAAAUUAUCCACUAAAAAAAAUAUAAUAAAAAUUGAAAAUCUAAAAAAUUUUAAAAAAAAUGCAUCUUUUAGCUAAACGCAGUUAGUUACUUAGUAUAAUCGAGUUUUUUUUUUCUAUUGAAACCAUUAGAUAUGUGUUACUUAGCGAUAUUAUUUUCUAUGAAUAUGUAUAACUUUUUGUUAUAACUAGUUCGAUGAGUAUCUCUAUCUUUAAGCUUUUCAGCUUUUUACUUGUAUAUCAUGGUUCAAAUGUGAUAUUUCAUUGACGUUUUUUUUUUUUUUUUGACUUGGUCAAGUAAUUUUUAAGGUAAACUUACGAGUUUUUUUUUCAUAUGUUUACUAAGUACAUGUUAGGGUAUUUUGUAUACAUUUUACGGUUCCGAGUAAGCGAAUAUUUUACUCUAAUUUUCCCCUGCCAACAUACGAAGUAGGUAAUCUUCUCGACUGAUCCGAAUCACCGCGUUCGUGGGGAAUAAUGAUGGAUGUCCUGCGUCAGUAUUAUACUAUAAUUGCCAAAAAUUCCAUUCGGUAAAAUAUUCGCUUUGGGAAUUACCUAAUAGAUAUAUAUUUCAAUCGCGACGAAACCAUUUUUCGAUGAAGACUUAUUCAUUUUUACUUUUUUUUUUUUUUUCUGUAAUUUGUUUCGUCGUCGUCGUCAUCAUCAUCAUCAUCAUCAUCAGUCUGAUCGUCAUUGUGUGAUUUGAUCAAACGAAGCCCAAUUUAUUUGGAAAAAAUUCGCGUAUCUUGGCGGCGUCGUUGUCGUGUCGUGUUUUUAAAUAGCCAAUUAUGUUUUUGUUAGGAAUGUGACGGUGGUCACAUGGUUGGUAUGUCGCGAUGCAACCAAUAGAUAGCCUAUGGCCCUAUACCACGUAUACCUGCUACUAAACAAUUUUAUACACAGGUAGUUUAGGUAUUAGGUACUCGGUUGUUAAAUUAUCCGGUGAAUUAUCCGUUAUCCGAGCUCGGCAUUUAUCCGAUUUCGUUGUGCGUGCAAUUGUCGCAAUUUAGCUACUAGCUUAGCUUGGCUUGGCAAAAAAAAAAAAAAAAUGAAAUGUAGUCGUCUAUACGUGUAUUGGCACCGGUCUUGAAAAAAAAAAAUGGCGGGGCGACGUGUGUGAAAAAAUAUUUAUUUUCGUGGCAAAUGAGUGACCUAACUUUACACCUUGAAAAUGAUAUUUGCGAAAAUGAAUUUACAUACGUUUUAAUCGCGACGAAAUCGUUUCGAUCAGACGUCGAUCGAAUAUUUUCAUCUAGAAAGUAGCCUUUAUUUUUUUUUUUUGGCGAUAAAUCCAUUCGCAAUCUACAGUUAUUUCGAAUAGUAAGCUGCGAAAAUCUAUUUAUAAUGCACGCGUCGCGCUUAUUCAACCAGUUUGAAUCAUUCGAAGGUUAGAAUUCUAUUCGAGUUUUAUCUCUCUUUUUUCCCCCAUUCCAGAAGUACGAAACUCGGAUGUUCUUUCGUGAAGAUUCGGUUUUGAUUUUAUCGAACAAUUUUCGACUUAUUUUUUCAAAUUUGACCAUCGUUGAAAUUGGCCCUGAUACAAAUGGUCUAGGCUCAAAUCGAAGAUCUCCUGGUACUGUAUCCGUAUUCAUCUUGAUUUGCGACACGACGAUCGACUUUAUUGUGUUAUUUCUCUGGUCCUUUCCUAACUUUAAUUCUAUUACUUUUACGUAGGUAUACGAGUAUGUUAAUUGUGUUCUUUCUUUUCUAUAUUUCGGUGGUUUUCAAAUUAUUUAAAUUGAUCGACUCGACUCGACGCGACGAUGGUAGAUCUUCGUCGAUUAUACCGUGGUUUUUUGGUCGGUUUGUAGAGAAAUUUUUUUUUGCAAUUUCAUUUUGCGCAAGGGUAUCGUACAUAGAGAUCGAUGUAGUAUUUGGUUACGAUUGAUUGACGACUGGCGACUGCUACACGUAUAUCCAUGACCGAAAGGUGUAAAAAGAUCUGCGAAGCGUUAAACGCCGAGUUUUCUUUUUCUAGCUAGUUGUUACCUUAAAUUUUUUUCGAAGAAAUUACACGCGCGUUUGAUACGCUCGAACUGUGUCCAGUAGUGCUAUCUAUAUCGCCUUGAGGCUUGAGGUUGAGAGUUGAUUCGAGUGUAUAGACUGAACGAUUGAUAAUAUCGAGGCGCCCAAUUCGCCAAUCGCAAUCGGUUAUUACGCGUAGGCUAAUUACGAUUAUGAACAUGUGCUCGUCUUCGUACAACGAACGACGCGUAUUGUGAUUUUUUUUAAUUACCGAAAAAAGUUUAUAUUUCGGAAUUGUGUUUCUGAAAUCAAAAACUAUAGGUAUACGCUCUACCCGUACCAUUUUUUAUUUUCUUUUAUUUACUUUCUUUUUUUUUUGUACGCUACCUGUACUUACGCGAGUUACGAUUACUUUGUAGUAGCUACUAGCUAUAGUACCUAGUAAGUGUUGGUAUUGUAAUCAAUUCAUGUGCAAUUCGAUAUUGAUAUUAUGGAAAAUAAAAAUUGUACCUACAUAA